AUGAAAGCAGCAAAGGAAUGGUCUGAAGUGAUGGCGCAGGUGGAAUCACAUGUUGAAGAAAUCAGAGCUGAGCCUGAGAAACCCAUUGAUCGGGAAAAAACUUGUCCCCUCCUUUUGAGAGUGUUCUAUAACUUUGGACGACAUCAUGCCCUCAAUGAAUAUAACAGGGGGAACGUCCCAACUAAUGAACUCCAGAUCUACACAUGGAUGGAUGCCACAUUGAAGGAGAUCACUUCCUUGAUCAAAGAAGUUAACCCUGACACCAGGAGAAGAGGAACUUAUUUUGAUUUCUCUCUUGUUUACCCUGAAGUCAGGGGUUCAGGUUACCGGAUGCGGGACAUUGGAACAACAGUUUCUGGUCAGAAGAGCAUGGAUGAAAACAAGACGUUGUCACAAAUACGUUUUGUCAUCGGAGACUAUUUUGACAUCGCCAUCACACCACCACAAAGGGGUCCUCCUGGUCGUCGUAUGCGUCCAUACUAAACAAUAUGGUGGCGUGAAUCUUACAUGAUCUCUCCUCAUGGACUUUGUACAUCACAUCUUUUUAAACUCUCCUUGCUAUUAUGGAAGAAUAAAUCAUCGUGUUCCUGG
Messenger RNA from Darwinula stevensoni, 591 nucleotides. Lineage: Eukaryota; Metazoa; Arthropoda; Ostracoda; Podocopida; Darwinulidae. The record is from the annotation of a GenBank genome assembly.